This is a messenger RNA of Lingula anatina, 3341 nucleotides long. RefSeq lists its product as uncharacterized. The record is from RefSeq and is a predicted model, not a curated record. Gene Ontology annotation, molecular function: actin binding. NCBI's taxonomy places the organism in Eukaryota, Metazoa, Brachiopoda, Lingulata, Lingulida, Lingulidae.
UUCUAGUGCCAUUUUUUCGGUCUAGCGUGAAUUUUAGAAUUAUUGGUGCCAACAACCGCCCAAAGAAUAUCCAAGAAAUUCUACAGUGUACACGAAAGGAUACAGUGCAUGAAUGUUGAAUUACACCGCGCGUGAAAGCUGCUCUAAAAAUUAUGAGACAUGCAUGAAUAAAAUGAGUGCCCUUCCAUGGGAGACCUUUAUUCAAGCAAACCUCUUGGCUACAGGUGUUGUCAAUGGAGUGGCUGUUUUAACCAAGAGUGGGCAAUGUGCUUUUCUUCAUGGACGUUUAUACAAUCUAGAGAAGGUGAAUUGGAAGCAGUUCUUGGAAAUAUUUCAGUAUUCAUCAGAAAAACACAAUGAUCAAAUAUUUGAAAAUGGGUUCCGUCUUCAGUUCCCUGGACAAAGAGAAAUUCAGUACAAAGUUUACCAAAAAACUUACUGUAGUGCCUAUGCCACCUCUCAGGGGAACCAGGAAGGGCUGAUAGUGUGUAACCUGCCAUAUGGGAUCCUCAUUAGUACCUUCAGUUACCCCCAGGUGGCAGCAGUGGCGGUGAAGGUGGUGGAGAAUUUCUGUGACAAGUUGAGAGCGUGAAAUGAGACCAAGAGAAAGAUUUAGCAAUUAUAUACUGCUGAAAAUUGGAAGUGGUGUACACUAGGUGCUAUACAGAAUGGCUGGCAUCAUUUUUUGAAGACAUGUUACAGAUAUCCACAGCAGACUUGGACUUUGCAAAGGGUACUGUGGUAGAAUAUAAACACAUAUUAUUACCUCCCAAAACCAGGUCAAGAAUGAAAGACAUGACAAAUUCUGCCCCAAAGUGAGGAAUGCAGACAUCAGAGAAGAGUUGAUCAUGGUAACUGGGUUGACAAGACCAGUAUGAUAAAAGGGGUUCCUCCUAAGUAUAUGUGUAUGUGUUGCCAUGGUAAAAUAGAAACAUGAUUGUUUUUCCUUACUUAAUGAAUCUCAACUCAUAGAACACGCAACCAUAUUUAUGGAUUUACUAUGUAUCAGAGGCAAAAUGAGGGAUGGCUUAAAUGCCACCCUCCCCACUCAGCUUACACGGAAAUAUAUAUUCCGUUGUGAUUGGCUCACUCACACAGAUUAAAAAAAAUGGUAUGUACUUUUAAAUAAAAAGCAUGUGCAAGCAUAUUUCAUUUAAGCCCUCCCUCAUUUUUACACUCACAGAAAUACAAUCAAACAUCAGCUUAACAAGGUAGUCUUUAAUUUCGAAUUCUAUUUCAUAUUAAAAUAUAGGUCAGUCUUAAAUGGGACUUUGAAGUAAAACGUGACAAACAUCUACAAUCUGCUAAUCUCCAAUUUGAAUAAUAACAGAUAAAAUGGCACCUCUUGCUGUAUUCAAACUGUACCAUGCCAAACCGUCUGAACUGUCUUGUCAGAAAUUCAAUCACUUCUUCCAUGUGGUGAAUAUAAAUCAGUUUCCCUCUUAUUAUUUUUACUGCUCUAUUUAAUCCAGUGUUUAAUGAAUACAUUAUACUGUUUCCUUGCCUCUCUUCUCCAAUUCUCCAAGAAGGCAUGAGUAUGUUGGUUAAUCAGAGGCCAAGUCUAGUCUAAAUUUCUGGGUAAAUGCGAGGGGCGGUCAUGUUUGUGCCGUAAUGCUGUGUGCUUAUCCUUAGGCAUUUGUUCUUGACAGAUGUCGGUAAUUAACUGCAUGAAAGGCUCCAAUACAACUGGCCCUGCUCGGUCGACUCCAGUCAGCUCAGCACUAAUGAUGUCAUAGAAUUGAUUGUUGGCUUUGUUUUGCCCUGUGGGCUCAGUUUCCCCCCAUGGAAAUUAACAUUUGACAAAUACCUUGUGCAGUUUAAUUCUAACCAGUUUGUAGACAGUUUGAAAGCACAGUCACCGUUUUCAGAGUCCCAAACUGCUGAACAAUCCCCCCGAUAGUGUGCCUCUGUCACUAAAUUCUGCUCUGCUCCUACGUCUAGGUUCAGACGUAGGUACCUUGUACUUAGUGUGAGAAGGCAACUCCUUUGAGUGCCCAGCCUCCACCUCCAUUCUGACAUCUGACCCUUGAGAUUCUUAAUUCUCAGUAGUCAUGUCAGAUGUACCAGCUGACUCAUCAGUUUUUGUAAUUCUUUGAGGCGUCACUCCUGACAACAAUGCCUCCUCCUCAUCAGAAUCAAUCUCCAUUUCCUCGCCCAUAAUCACCCUUUGGUGAGUUAUGGUAGGAUCCUCUUUGAGCCUAAUGUCCUUUGACAUUUCCAGGCCUGCUGAUGCAGUACUAGGCCCUUGUUUAGCAGGUAAUGGAAUGUGAAUAACAUUUUCACAUAUCCACUUAUGCCGCUCAAAACCAAAUUCUCUCAGGUCUCGAGCCACCUGCCUUUUCCAGUUGUUAUUUUUCUUGCCUUUAGCUAAUUCCAACUGACCCUUGAGGAUAGCCUUUGCUUCCUCAAAGCAUGUCACGGGGGCACAUGGCUAAUCUUUCUGCUAACUUUUUAGCAGAGGCAAGUCGUCCCUGGCGGUUGUCCUCUUUAAAACAUUCCACCAGUCUUCUCCAAUCUUCUGUUCUCGGCAUCUGUACAAAAACAUAAGAGAUUAAGAAAAUAAUUCACUUAAGUUAAUUUAACUGUAAGCAAAUCAAUUCCUCUAAAUCAGUACUUUUACUAUAAUGCACAUGAUGGUAAAAUUACCUGCUUUUCUUCUUCUUUCCCAGGCGUCAUUAUUUUAUCAUAAACAAAAGCCCUUCCUAAUUCAUAGUACUGGCAAGUGAGGACUGUGAAGUGCUGGCUAGUGGUUCUUCUAAACAGGACAUGUCAUUUUGAGAGGCUUCUCCUGUCUCCAAUCCAUCUAGUAACUAAAUAAGAAAUAUAUCUGAUAUGAGUUUUCGAAAGCUACAAUGACAACUAUAUCAAAAUAAACAACUCCCCUUUUGCUGUUGUGAAUUAAAAUUGAUGAGCGGUCAGAAAUUGCACGGUUUUCAUUUUUCGUUACUCUUAUCUACGUAACUGAAAUAAAAUAUCAUGAGUUAAUACGGUGUUGGGAGGCAAAAUAUAAUGUAUAGCACCGGGGCUAUGUAUAAGCGGGUCUAAAUAAAGGAAAAGGGCUUACCUUAACUUGAUGGCUUGCUGAUUCCGUGAUUUCUUGAUUUUACUACUUCUCUCUCAAUUGGCACUGCAGAGCGCCUUAGGCGCCAUGCUCUAACUUGUCACACUCUAUAACACUGCGCAUGCGCCGUGACACGCUUCCGGGUCAUAUAAUGACCCCUCGGCACUACACUCUCCCCCGUUUUACCUUGAAGGACCGUGCCUUCUCGGCCGUAUCAGUGCCGAAUCACAAAAAAGCCCCACUUUCCACCGUGGGAAAGGGGAUUACCCUCCGGUCCCCG